AUGUCCGGACCACCUGGCAAGAAACCGGCUACUGCACAUGCUUUCACGUUUCCUCCGUUUCCUACCGUACCACCGGACGCGGUUAUUACCUCCUUUAAGGAUUUCAAGGAGCGUGGUAUAUGCAAAGGCGCAGUGUCCGGGAAAGAAGUGGACACAUUGGGUAUAUUCACGAUAGGUCUGUUAGUACAGCACUCUACGGACAGAUGCAAGACAGAUGCCACGCCUGCCAUUUUGAAUCAUCUUGGUCCCGCAAAGUCAUCUGCAAAUGCCUCUCGAGGUUCUGGCUCGAAGAAAAGAGAGUGGUGGGAGGAAUGGGAAGACUUUGACGAAUCUGCGAGGUUGCUUGAUUAUAAUCCAACGAUCCCCAGGUUGGAACGUUUCCAAAAAGCGGUUCAGGAUUUCAACAAGAAUCGAGCCUGGCCUUCGAAUCAUUUAGGCGUACGCACGCUAUGGGAUCAGUUCCAGACUUACAUCGGACAACUCGAUUCCACUCAAAGUCGCACCACAAAGAAAGAUGAAGGAGAGGAGGAUGACUUCGAUGAAGACCAUCCUGAUGACAAUGCUUGCGUACCUCCUCACCAACCAUCGGCAGCAGGUGCAAAUCACGGUGAUAUCGAAGAAAGCUACAGCGGUACGAUUGAUAAGACGUUGGUAUUCUUGAAAAAUCCAGACAAAUCAGUUCGGAUCUUCCUCUCCAGUCAUUUGCGAAAGCAAGGGCUACAUUUUACCGAACGCUAUCUUUUUAUUCUCCCUAAACUGCUUUCUGCCUUUUUCAACUACCUCCUUCGAAAUCGAGUCUUUGCUGACAAGAAAGGUGACGAUGCAUUCCGAGAAGCGCAGAAAACCGUCGAGGUCGCUCUGAUUGAACUACCACUCACAUCCAAGCUGGCUAGGAUUCUUCCGGACGAUUUCAACGGCACUCUCACAGUGUUUUAUCGGAUCCGAAAGGAGAGAGAUUUUGGGCCGGUUACCACAAAUGACGUUGAAGACAUACAAAGAAUGGCUGAAGAGUCUGCAUCCAAUCCGGACGAAACGAACCCAAACGGAUUCCCAACACCUACGGGCGAUACGGGCGCUGGCACUUCAUGGAGCCAUCCUCCCAUCGAUACCAAGUCCCUCAACGGCUGGGAGGAUUGCGAAGCCGACACCUGGGGUUCUGACCAUGUACAGGCUGAUAACGACUCAGUAGAGUGGACUCUUCCUCCCCCGCGUACCCUCUUUCCACUCCUUGGUCCGACUACUCUUCCCAUGACUCACCAGACCGGGAUUGUCGAAUGGAGCGUUAGGAAGGUUAAGGGUAUUACUGCCCCUCCAGCCAUGCAGCAGAAAUUGACAGCGAAUCCAUUCACGUCUUGCGACGCCUAUGGGGAUCCCCUUGCCGUUGAAGCAGAGCUUACGAGCAGAUUCUACAAAGUCGAAUUGGAGCCGUGGUUAGGGUGGGAUGACGGAUCUCAGGAGCCCGAGGGCGUCCUUCCGAGAAUCUUGGAGGCCUCCACAGGCGUUGUUGUCAUCCAAGAGAAAGUUGUCUUUGAGCAACAGUCGAAAGAGAACGUUGGUGUGGAACUCGGUCAAGAACAGGAAAAGGUCAAGCUCGUUUACUCUCCCACGUCAGGAAUAAAACCAUUCAAACCCGCCACCGACUCUAUCUCAAUUGUUGUCUUGCCAUCCAUUGGUGAGCAGCUGCGCGUCGGUAUGGGUCUCGGUGGCACAUGGGUUCAAUUGUUGAGACGUGGCGAUCUUGUUGGUGAUGGUGUUCAGCAAGGGAAGAAGGGGAAGGGCAAAACUGUUGGGCAGCGAUAUUGGUACAUGGACGAGUUGACGAUUACUUUGACGAGUUAUCAUACGGUCUAG
Molecule: messenger RNA, 1851 nt
Organism: Marasmius oreades (fairy-ring Marasmius)
Lineage: Eukaryota; Fungi; Basidiomycota; Agaricomycetes; Agaricales; Marasmiaceae
Exons: 4
Coding region: 1-1851 (616 amino acids)
Biological process (GO): regulatory ncRNA-mediated gene silencing
Cellular component (GO): ARC complex
Source: RefSeq, a predicted model, not a curated record